Messenger RNA from Oncorhynchus keta (chum salmon), 3467 nucleotides. RefSeq names its product AT-rich interactive domain-containing protein 5A-like. The record is from RefSeq and is a predicted model, not a curated record. NCBI's taxonomy places the organism in Eukaryota, Metazoa, Chordata, Actinopteri, Salmoniformes, Salmonidae. Gene Ontology annotation, biological process: regulation of transcription by RNA polymerase II. Gene Ontology annotation, molecular function: transcription cis-regulatory region binding. The transcript is spliced from 7 exons. Gene Ontology annotation, cellular component: nucleus. The coding region runs from base 1376 to 3109 and encodes 577 amino acids.
CCAUCAGCUUUCAUUGUUUUAGUUGGAGAAGAAUCUAAAUGUUUUGGAAAAUACACGUAGUUAUAAUGAUGAUGUAGGCUGGAAAUUGUGGCACUGUUUAAUAACAUUUGCAAUCAGACAACAGCCUAUUGUUUUUAGUAACGUCGAUCACACAUUCAAAUUUUAAUCAUACGAAAUAAAAUGUGAUGGGAGGUUGUGAAAUUGUGCUUAAGGUAGGCUACAUUGCCUGGGGCAGGUAGGAUAUUGUAAGAAUGCAAGUUAACUGACAAAAGUUUUUUUUAAUAGAGACAUAAAUUACAUGCAUGUACGUACGUUCAUACAUGACAAGGGAAGUUUAUGCAAAUGUUAUAAUUUGUAUACUAAAUUAACUUUUUCGUUUAAAAAAAGCACCAAGCAGAAACAUUUGAAAUGCCUUAUUCAAGCAAUAUAGAAAUAUUAGUAGCAUUCCUAAUUACUGGUUUGGAGCUCAUAACACUGGAAUACAACCCAGAUAUGGUCAAUUGCAAUUUAUCAAGACUUAAGCAGGUUACUUUAAACUGUAGAUUCAUUUGAAUGAGAUAGAAAAAUACUUGUGAUUCAUUGGAAGUACCUCAAUUACAUAUCUUUUUCUUUAAAAAAGUCCUUCAUACAUUGACCAAAGUACAUAUUUGAACAGAUGAAAUAGAGAAGUUCUAUAGAAAGCAUGAUUCAUGCUGUAAACCACAGCUCAGGAAAUGGCUGAUCUCGAAAGAGAAGCAUAUAUUGGGUGAGGAAGAGAUAAGAAUGUGGUUGUUCACAGUUCAUGGACAAUGACAAAUACGUUUGACAGUUGUCAGGAUGGAACAUGGACCGAUUCACUUUCAACCUUUUUAUGUCUUAUACAUUCGGAUCAGUAAUACGGUUUUUCUCUGGCAGCUAAAAAAGACAUGUUGUACCUAAAAAUGAUGGAGGGGUUUGGUCUUGGGUUUGGUGUAUGAUCAUUUGUUUUCAUUUAUUCACCAACACAUGCAUAUAAAAACUGAAAACCAAAUAAAACUGUAUGCCUUUUACAUGACAUUUCUCAUUUUCAUUCAUGUUGUAAUGCUUUCAUAUCAGGAAGGGUACCACAUAACUGCGGUUAGACUCAUAAGCAGGAAGUGGUUUUGUAACCAUGUGGUUUUAUAUUAGAACUGAAUUUUCUUUUGUCGGUACUGGAGUGUGUGUUAGUUUACAAAAGACUCAGUAAUAGAUCACAAGUCCACUCUUUCUUGCUGCUGGCACAGGACUGGAAAUGCAACCAUAGGGGAACUACAGAAUCAGACUUUCACAUAGUAUUAGAUCCUGAAGGGGAGUGAGACACCAGUAAGAGACCAGUCAGGGAGGAGGGCAGAGGUGUGGAGGGGACACUGAACCAGCGAUGGAGAUUUCUGACUCGGCCAGUGACUGUGAGGAGAGGCCCAGUUCGAGCCCAAUGGAGACAGAGGAGAGGUCCUUCAUGGCAGGUUUGCACUGUUUCAUGAAGGACCGUGGCACACCCAUCGAGAGGAUACCACACCUGGGAUUUAAGCAGAUUAACCUGUGGAAAAUCUACAAAGCUGUCGAGAAGCUUAGCGGUUACGACUCUGUGACAUCACGGCGGCUGUGGAAGAAUGUGUAUGAUGAGCUGGGCGGCAGCCCAGGCAGCACCAGCGCUGCUACCUGUACCCGCAGACACUAUGAGAGGCUUGUUUUACCCUUUGAGAGACAGUUGAGGGGGGAGGAGGACAAACCUCUGCCUCCAAGUAAACCGCGCAAACAGUAUAAGAGGAGUCCAGAAGGCAAGGGGAGCAAGUCUGAGGGCAAGAGGAAGAGACCCCAUCUGGAAAAAGAGACAGACUCUGAGGGCCAGGUACAUUCUACUCCAUUGUCUCCAUGGACUACUCCAUCUGAAAGCCUCCACCCAGACCAUCCUCCACCAAUCAGUGAGACUACCGUGUGUGACGACCUCUCUUCCUCAGCAUGCACCCUAUCCCGCCCAGCCCAGGGCCCUACCUCAUGCCCCUGGAGAGGAAGUCAGCUCCAGUCUGCUGCUGCAGAUAUCAUCUCUCCUCUGGAGAAGAAGAAGCGUAUGGCCCAGGCCAGCCUGAGCGAGUCCCAGGACUCACAGAGCACCAGUCAGGGUGACUGUAAGGGCAGGCCCUCUGUGAUCCACUGCUCCCAGUCCCCAGAGCUGUUCCUUCCCAGCCGGACACGCACUACCUCUGAGGGCUCUCCUCUCCCUCCGUCCUCCUCCUCCUCCUCCCGUAGCCCGUCCCCCUACUCCAUCUCUUCUGAGGACUGUCCAGCACUAACUGAAGACAGGCCCCCAGUACCAAAACCAGAAGUACCCCUUCAUUUUUCCAGCAACCCUUUAUCUGCCCACAGUGGGGUCCACAAGCCUCAGACCUGCAGCCCUGAUGUCAAGGAAUAUGUUGGCUUCCCUGGAGGACAAAGAGAUUUCCCUCUGGUCAGCCCCCUACCAGUUGAAACUGUCUCUAUCAAAGGUCGAAGUAAAAACUCUGUAUGGAGCCCUGUCUGCAAUGGGAGUAACAGACAUCCAGCUCACCAAAUACCCCCACCAACGUCUUGUACAUAUACUGUUAGGUCUUGCUUGGUUCCAUCCACCUCCAGUUUCACCAAGGUUUAUCCCAAGUCUAUGGAGUCUUUGCGGCCUAUACCCUUUCAGCCAGGUUACACAUUCCAUCAGAACCCAAAUAGGCCCAUGUUGCAUGAUGACCGUCUGAUCUAUAGGAAGAAACUACAGAUGGUCCCUCGACAUUAUCAGACGGAGAAGAAGCAGAAGUCCAGGACAAUGUUGCCCAAGCCACUUCCAACUCAACAGCCUGUGUUCCACCCUAAUGCCAGCAUCCCAGUGUCCUACCUUAUCCCAGCCUAUGACAGGACAAGGGGAGGCUCUGGGCAGAAGCCACCUGUACACCCUCUCUUUAUACCUACCCACGUCAGACUGUCCCAGUCCCAGACCAGCCCUAUGUACCGCCAUGUCCCAACGGGACACACACAUACUUCCUCUUAUGAGCCUGCUCUCUACUCCUAUCCCUUUCACAUUCCUAUGUGUAAUCCCCAUACUGGAUACAGCAUCACUGAUGUGCAUUAUCCUCACACCAGGCUUUGAUAGCCCCACUCUCAGACUCAAGGCCUAUUGACAAUGUGACAAGUGAAACAGAGAUAAUGACAGUACCUGCUUCGUUCUAGAUAUUUUCAAAACUUGCCUCGAACACUGCUGCAUUCUAUGUGAGUGAUCAACAGGGAAACAUUGUUGUGAUUGUUAUGCUGAGAUGUGCUCCCCUCCAUGGCAACUGACAGAAUUGCACUGAUAAAAAGGACUAUACUUUCUGUAUUUGUAACAAUAACUUUGAGGUUUACUGCAAUGCACAUGUGCUUUUACGGUAUGAUCCAAUCAUUUUACAUUGAUAUAAUAUAUGAAACAACACAGAUUUAUUUGUCUAUUUCUGAAUAAAAUCUAAAACUAU